This is a messenger RNA of Symbiodinium sp. CCMP2456, 1527 nucleotides long. The record is from the annotation of a GenBank genome assembly. Lineage: Eukaryota; Dinophyceae; Suessiales; Symbiodiniaceae.
AUGCGGUGGCUGGUGGUGUUGGCCUUCCAGCUAGCUGGACGCUGUGACUCCAAACAUCAGAUGGGGUUGGUCACCAUGCACUCGCCUGAAAUCAUGUCUUAUGCGAACAUGACGGCAGCUGGUAAUGCCAGAUAUGCAAAGAGGCACGGCUACGGCUUUCACAUCCUCGACCACGUCGUUGACCAGUCACGAGUCCCGCACUGGUCGAAGAUCCACGCCAUUCUGAUUCAUUUGGCAGAUUAUGACUUCUUGUUUUGGAUCGAUGCCGAUGCGGUGGUGUAUGACCAGGCACAGCAGUUGGAGGAUGUUUUUGACAUCGAUUCCUAUCCCAAUGCUCACAUCUGGGCACAAGACAUCUGGCCAGACUUCCCCGCGAUGCAACGGGAAGAGCUGAUGGAUGGAGCAACAGUCUUGUUUCGAAAUAGCCCAUGGACACGCCAGUUCCUACUGGAGAUGUACCACUUCCCCGAGUGUCAGGACUACCUGAACUGGACGGAGCAAUACUGCCUCACGGUGGCCUUCAAACACAACCUCUUAGAUGCAAAAUCGAAGAUCGUCGUGCUGCCAACGCCUCGCAUCAACCACCACCGGAUUCCCUCUGCUGCGGAAAACCGGAGCCUUUUCGUUUUUCAUUACGCCGGAAGGUCGUCAAUGGCCCGAACCCGGCACUUCAAGCUGCUGCAUGAGGGAUUCCAAGAUGUCUUCCAAGAAGAUCGCUACAAGCACUUCUGGAACUUCCACGAGCUCUUCCAGAGGCACAACUUCGGUGGCUUAGCAUCGGUGCAGCUCUGCGUCUUCGGAAUUGGGGAGCGACAUCAAACCUUCUUAGAGGGUAUCCUGUUCCACUUCCCGUACCUCACGGGCUUUAUCGUGGUUCUACAAGGAGCUCCAGGCCUCUUUUCCCAGAUGAAGAAAUCGGACGAGAUCGGUGAAAUGUUCGGCACGCGCAUGGCCGCCAUGGACAUCCAGGAGUUUCAGCUGGGGCGGACACGGGAUGGGAAGGAGUUUGUGAAGAGUUUCUUCUGCGACCUCCUGUUGGUUGGAGUUGAGAGUUGGAGGCAUCUUCCUCAGGGUGAAACGGCCUUGGUGCCCUUUGUGACGGGAGGAUUGGAGCCCUUUUCCGGGAGAAGGGGGACUGGCUUCGGUUACUCUGCUCUCAAGGAUGCGUUCUUCAUCUUGCUGGACGACGGCUGUGAGGGCCGAUCACAGGCCAUGAGUGGCCUUGGUAUGACAGCCAGCAAGGGCAGCUCCCUGGACAAGGAUGACGAGGCAGGCGAGGACCUGGCUGCAGCCUGUCAGUUCAUGGAUCGUCUCCACGAUUCCCUCGCCGACGUGAUCGGCCAAGCCCGAGAGCAUAGCGAGCGGUUCCUGAACUCCGACACGGACCUCUUUUCGCCCCUGGCUGCUGAGAAGAGAGAGAGGACGGGUGUCGGAAGCCCACUGAUCCGGAGUGAACCCGACACCUGGGGUUCGAAGAUGCUGGGGAAGGUGACGAUGUCACGGGUCCCGCGGCUGGCUUUUGUUUAA